Messenger RNA from Centropristis striata (black sea bass), 1256 nucleotides. Its product is annotated as alpha-2,8-sialyltransferase 8F-like. Gene Ontology annotation, molecular function: alpha-N-acetylneuraminate alpha-2,8-sialyltransferase activity. The record is from RefSeq and is a predicted model, not a curated record. Lineage: Eukaryota; Metazoa; Chordata; Actinopteri; Perciformes; Serranidae. The coding region runs from base 270 to 1130 and encodes 286 amino acids. Gene Ontology annotation, biological process: oligosaccharide metabolic process; N-glycan processing. The transcript is spliced from 6 exons.
AGGUGCAGACAUGAGGGAAGACUGGGACUCAUACAGUACAAGACUCCAACUGGACUACAUCAGAGUUCUUUAAAAAAAAAAAUUGAAUUCGUUCUCAUGUGAUGCUGACAACAUAAUGUAACACUAAAAUAUCCACUUGUUCCGUCCACAGCAAUGUGGAACCUUACAGACCACCUCGUCAUAAGAAAAGUCCUCCUCGACCUUCUGAACUCUGCAAAGGCUGCAGGGAGGUCAUUGCCAAAGUAAAAGAGCGUUACUCUCAAAACUGGAUGAAGCAGGAAAACAAUUACACAAAGUUCAGAUCUGAGCUGAGCAGCAAGUGUAAUGGUUUUGACAAGGCCAUCAUUACCCAGGCCAACACUCCAGUGGGAUCCAAGAUUGUGUAUGAUGGACAAAAGAAGAGGAGGCUCGAGGUGACCCCGGAGAUUUUCAGCACCUUUGCAAAGAGGCAUCCAUUUAAAAAAAAAACAUUGGACACGUGUGCUGUUGUUGGGAACGGAGGGAUCCUGACUGACAGCGACUGUGGAAAGAUGAUCGAUUCAGCUCAGUUUGUUUUCAGGUGUAACCUUCCUCCAUUGGAAGAUGGCUAUGAGAAAGAUGUGGGCACCAAGACUGACCUUGUGACAGCAAACCCAACAAUCUUUCAAAAGAAGUACGGGGCUCUAAUGGGACGUCAGCGUCCGUUUGUGGAGAGCCUGCGAAUCUAUGGUGACUCCCUGCUGCUCCUUCCCGCCUUCUCCUUUGGGUUCUGCACUCCUCUGUGCAUGAGGGCCCUCUAUGCCACUGAGGACUUUGAAAGCCCCAUUUGGCCCAUCUUCUUAAACCCUGAAUACCUCCAGAAACUGGCUGUCUUCUGGCGCUCCCAAGGCAUAAAAGCAGCACGGCUCAGCACCGGCAUAAUGAUGACUAGCCUGGCACUGGAACUCUGUUCUAACGUGCAUCUGUACGGGUUCUGGCCCUUCAGUAAUCACCCACAUGGACUCUAUGCCCUGACUAACCACUACUACGAUGAUGUAAAAGCUAACAGAGGACUCCACACCAUGACGGCUGAGUUUGACCUCUUGCUGCAGCUGCACAGUCAGGGGGUGCUCAGGCUUCACCUGGAAGAUUGUCGGCCAGGUAAAAUGUAGUUCCAGGAACUAAUGAAGUCUUUCGAAUGGAAUAUUCUACUUUCAUUGAUUACAAGGAUCAAUCUGUCCAAGUAAGGUGCUCAGACUUGAGCUUAAAUUCUGUGUUGGCCAUUCAGCAAAAAGCAU